This is a messenger RNA of Gossypium arboreum, 647 nucleotides long. RefSeq lists its product as uncharacterized. The record is from RefSeq and is a predicted model, not a curated record. The coding region runs from base 149 to 529 and encodes 126 amino acids. Gene Ontology annotation, cellular component: cytochrome b6f complex. The transcript has a single exon. Lineage: Eukaryota; Viridiplantae; Streptophyta; Magnoliopsida; Malvales; Malvaceae.
AUCUCAUGUUUUGGCAGCCAACCAAAAUCCAACAUACCUUAUCCAAAAUCACUCCCUACAUACGCCACACUAUCUUUUUCUUCCCUCUCCUCUAUCUCCAACAUCCUACACGAUCCAACUCACCAGAAAAGGUUAUAGCUUUGUGAACAUGGCAACAAGUACUUCGGCUGUUGUCGCUCCAACCACGGUCAUCGCGUCGGUGGUGAAUUACGGCAGCAAAGCUCGAAAAACAACAUCCAAAGUGGUUUACAUUGGUGGAAUGAGUUGCUAUGGUGGAUUGAAAGCACAUAACAACGUGGUUUCACUUGGGAUGCCGGUGAGUACCGAGAAGUGGUUUGCUCAUGUUGUUAGCAACUUGAAAGGGAAUGACAAAGGAAGAAAGGGUGGUGGUGGUUUAUCGUCUACGUGCAAUGAAACGGCUGAGAUAUUCAAGAUUGCGGCUAUAAUGAAUGGACUCGUUUUGGUUGGGGUUGCAGUUGGGUUUGUUCUUUUGCGUAUUGAAGCAUGGCUAGAGGAAUCCGAGGAGUGAGCACAACCCCUUGUUUUUUCUUUUCUUUUAGGUCCUUGGUGUAAUGUUGAUGUGAAUUUUUGCUGGUUUGUGCGAUCAAAAUAAUUUUGAAAUAAAUAAAAUCAAUUAAUUAUUAUAA